UUUGUCAUCAGAUCUCUGGCAUCAGAUCUUCACAUCAAGGAAGAAAGAUCACAGAACGGUGUGUUUUGGGCAUGUGCCCUCCAGCGAGGCGCUAAAGUACAACCACCCCCGCCUGACCAUGCUGAACCUGGCAGGUAGUGGUGUCCUGCCUGUGGACUCUGCUGAGUUAACUACUGUUGAUGAGCCUGAAAAUGGCCAGCUGCCAGAUGUUGUUGUUGAAGCCAGCAUGCUGGCACCACCUGCAGAACCUCCUCAGUCUGAAACAUAUCUAUCAAUUGCUAUUCAAGUAUUCAUCCCAUUUCUUAUAGCAGGUCUAGGCAUGGUCGGGGCAGGAUUGGUGCUAGAUGCUGUGCAGCACUGGACAGUAUUUGAAGCAGUGACAGAAGUUGUUAUACUUGUACCUGCACUGUUGGGUCUCAAAGGAAAUCUGGAGAUGACCCUUGCGUCUCGCUUAUCAACACAAGCUAAUCUAGGUCACAUGGACACACCUAAGCAACAGUGGAGCAUGAUUGUUGGAAAUCUUACAUUGAUACAGUGUCAGGCAAAUGUGGUUGGAUUCCUUGCUUCAGUUGUGGCAAUAGUGAUGGGAGGUUUCAAGAGCAGGAGUGUGCGGCUUGACCAUGCACUUCUUAUGUGUGCCAGCAGUUUAGUGACUGCUUCACUUGCCAGCUUUGUUCUAGGUCUUACAACUGCUGCAGUGAUAGUUUUCUCACGGCAUUGUAGCAUCAAUCCCGAUAAUGUAGCUACUCCAAUUGCAGCAAGUCUUGGUGACGUUACAUCACUCGCUCUUCUCUCAUGGAUAUCAACUGUCCUCUAUGAUGCUAUAGGGAAAACCGACUGGCUGGCCCCACUUAUCAUUUCUGGUUUUGUUCUCGUGACUCCUUUGUGGGUUUGGAUUUCAAAGCAGAAUAAGCACACACGAGAAGUUCUUUACUGUGGAUGGACACCAGUGUUGGUGGCAAUGCUUAUUAGCAGUGCUGGUGGCCUAAUAUUGGAUGUAAUGGUCUCACGUUUUGAAGGAAUUGCAGUCUUCCAACCAGUUAUAAAUGGCGUUGGUGGAAAUCUUGUGGCUGUGCAAGCCAGUCGAAUAUCAACAGCCCUUCACCGUGAUGCUGAACUUGGCACAUUAGAUGAAGAUACUGAUAACAUAAUGCUUUCACCAUUAAUAAUUUUUUUUGGAAGAGGUCCCCAUGCUCGAACUACAAGAGUCCUUAUGUUGAUGGUAGUUCCUGGUCAUCUAAUUUUUAUUUACACCAUUAAUUAUAUGAAAGGUGGUCAUACUUCCCUUACACCACUGUUUGUUUUUGUGUACCUCUGUGCAGCUUUUGUUCAGGUUGCAGUAUUGUUAUAUAUUGCACACAUCAUGAUUCACUGGAUGUGGAAACGAAAAAUUGACCCAGACAAUUCUGCCAUUCCUUAUUUGACAGCAUUAGGUGAUCUACUGGGCAUCAGUCUUCUUGCUAUUGCAUUUGAAUUUCUGUAUCUUGUUGGUGAUCAAGAUAAUGAUAUCAAUGAUUAAGUUACUGUAAGAACUAAACGUGGGGUGCUUUUGUUUUUAUGAGUACUCAGAUGUGUUACUUUUCUUUAAUUUUGGCCAGAAAUGUGUGACAUUUUGGAACAUUAGCGUUAACUAUGGAAUUCCAGGAAGUUGUACAUUAACUGUCAGCACUGUGUUAGAGUUAAUGUUAUCCAUUUUUAAAAUUUUCCAUAUUCACAAUCCUAUAUUUUUUUUUACUUGGUCUCCAGGCCUGUAUAUU
This is a messenger RNA of Schistocerca piceifrons (Central American locust), 1757 nucleotides long. Its product is annotated as solute carrier family 41 member 1-like. The record is from RefSeq and is a predicted model, not a curated record. The coding region runs from base 119 to 1519 and encodes 466 amino acids. Lineage: Eukaryota; Metazoa; Arthropoda; Insecta; Orthoptera; Acrididae. Gene Ontology annotation, molecular function: monoatomic cation transmembrane transporter activity. Gene Ontology annotation, cellular component: plasma membrane. Gene Ontology annotation, biological process: monoatomic cation transport. The transcript has 9 exons.